AUGGUGAGAUGCCGGAAGUUCAGCAUCUCACUCAUCGCUUUUUUCAUGUUGGUUGCCCUCAAGAUCUGCAUAGACUUGACUUAUACUCCUCCUCAUCUCCCUCAGACACCGUCUAUUUCUACAGAACCCUACAGAAGUCCAGUGGUUCAGCUGGGCCCUUUACAAGGUGAUGAAGAGCUGUCCAUGGCGACCCUUCAUAACCUAGCACAGAAACUGCGGAAAGCUGUAAUACGAUCAGAAGCUUUUUGGAAUACUGAGCAAUUGCAGCUGCUGGACUUAAAGGCACCAAUGGCAUGGACAUGCAGCAACUCUACAAGUGUAUCACAAGUGAAAGUGACGGAUCCCUAUCCAGAUCUCCUACAGAGCUUUCUAGCUCACAGUCGAUGCCGAAACCACAGAAUGAUUAUUAAUCAGCCAAAAAAAUGUUCACUCAACACUACUUUUCUUCUUUUGGCCAUCAAGUCUUCUCCACAGAAUUUUGCUCAACGGCAGGCAGUAAGGAACAGCUGGGGAGGAGAGAGAGAUUAUGGGGGAAAGAAUGUCAAAUUAGUGUUUCUCUUGGGUACAGUACAGGUGCCUGACCUCUCUCCUCUACUGGUGUAUGAAAAUAGUCGUUCCCAUGACCUUCUCCAGUGGGAUUUUGUGGACACUUUUUUCAACCUGACUUUGAAAGACCAGCUCUUCUUAGGAUGGGCAAAUAAACAUUGUGCUAAAGCUAAUUAUAUCCUUAAGGGGGAUGAUGAUGUGUUUGCUCGAAUUCCUAAUAUUGUGCAAAUCCUGUCACUAUUGGAUAACCAGCGGCAUCACUCUCUAUAUAUGGGACAUGUUGUAAAGGCAGCCAGACCUUACAGAGACACUCAUAGCAAGUACUACAUCCCUCCAUCUUUCUAUGCUGGAUUUUACCCACCCUAUGCUGGAGGAGGAGGAUAUGUUUUUUUCGGUAGAUUAAUUCCAUGGCUUUACCUGGUGUCACGUUUUGUUUCUCCUUUCCCAAUCGAUGACGUCUACACUGGAAUGUGUUUCAUGGCACUGGGGGUGCAUCCUGUUGGGCAUCCUGGAUUUAAGACAUUCAACAUACCAAAGGAGGAGAAGACCAGCUGUUCUGAAAAGCCGCUCCUCCUUGUACAUCGAAAGAGCCCCCAAGAGAUGCUAAAGAUGUGGGGUCAACAAUAUGAAAAGAUGCAGCAGUGUUAA
Messenger RNA from Staurois parvus, 1194 nucleotides. NCBI's taxonomy places the organism in Eukaryota, Metazoa, Chordata, Amphibia, Anura, Ranidae. The record is from the annotation of a GenBank genome assembly.